AGCUGACCCGGUCACCUAGCUCUUUUAAAUCUUGUCAUGAAAUUAAAUGCUUUUUUUUUUGACAAAUUAAGGAAUUUCAAGUAAUAAAUUAAGCCAGCAGAAAGCUGUAUACAACACCCUUCACAUACAGGUACCUCCUUCAUGUAGUGCUGUACACAUUUUGUACCAAACCUCUGAAAGGGGAACUGAUAGAGCUGGGGACCUUGUUUCAGCGGGACCUAAAUUAUCGUGACAACAGAUUGUUUACACCGGAAACUUCAGAAGAUUAGUUGAAGUCGCUAGAAAUAUAGUCUUGAUGCUAAGCAGAAAUGUUCCUCCUUCAUUUAGCUUAGUUUAAAUAUUUACUUCGCACUUGUGAAGAUUGUAUCUGAUUUAACCAGAGUAUUUAAUUAUUGUCCAUACCUGAUAUGUGUUGAUAUAGUAGCGUUUUAUGAUGUUAGUCGGUUACAGCAGCAGCUCGGAGGAGGAAAGUGAAGCAGCUACUGACAGAAACCCAAGUUUCUCCCGAAAGUGUAAAGAGGAAGAUGAUGGUGACGAUGGUUGCCCAGCGAGGAAGAAAGCGAAAAUGAAGGAACAGGUUCCUAAAACAAGCAGGUUGCCUCUCCCUGGUGAUUUGUUGGCCAUGUUUCCAGAGGAGGUUGAUCCACAGACUGAUGACAGCUCUCUUCAUGGUGGACGCAUCCGCUCCUUCAAACAUGAGAGAGGAAACUGGGCCACAUAUGUUUAUUUGCCGUACAAUCCUGAGGAGGAGUUUUCGGAGUUGCUGGAGGAGCUGCUGUCGGCUGCAGGGGCUCACGGUGUGGUUUUGAAUCAGCAGGAAGAGUUCCAUCUCAGCCUGUCUCAGACGGUGGUGCUGAGACACCACUGGAUCCAGCCCUUUACACAGAGCCUCAGGGCAAGCCUGGCACACUGUAAAAGGUUUCUGUGCUCAGCGGGGAGACUGAAGGUCUAUUGUAAUGCUGAGAGGACAAGGACGUUCCUGGGAAUGGAAGUGUUAACAGGGCAUGCUCAGUUGUUGGACCUGGCGCGAGUGGUGGACAGAACAAUGACAGAAUUCCGCCUGGACACUUUCUAUAAGGAUCCGUCUUUCCACGUGAGUCUGGCCUGGUGCGUUGGGGACUUCACAGUGCAGAUGAAGGAGUGCAUUCAGGAGCUGCAGAGUCUGGUUGAUGACCAUGAAGACGGAGCAUUUGUGCUGAGGCUGGACUGUGCGGAGCUGCACUGCAGGACAGGAAACAAGACUUUCCGCUUGCCCUUGGAGUCUUAAAACCUGACUUGCAUACAGGAUGUGUUAUCCUGAACCCUGGACCUUUUAGGCUGUAAUACAGAGAGAGCAAACAGGAAUGCUCAUGGACAUCAACAAAUACUGUUAAGUUGCAUGAGAAUUUUAUGUCUGAAGGAAAUUGUGACAAACCAACCACAUGACUGAGACCUCUUGAGUCUUGUCGCAAAGCCAGGAGAAAGACUCACCAGGUUCAAUGUAACUGUUAUGAAUCUGCUGACUAUUUUCUUGACUAAUCAAUUAAUCUUUAUGCCUAUAAAAUGUCAAAAAUGUGAAAUAUGCUCAUUCCAGUAUCCCUUCAAUAUCUUCUUUUGUCUGACCAACAGUUGACAAAAGAUAUUUAGUUUACAGUGAUAUAAAAACAGACAAAGACAAUCAAGACUCAAUGGCCACAUUAAUAAAAGAAAUGUACUAUUUUCAUUUGUAAAUAAAGUUUCUACUAUUUUUA
Messenger RNA from Thunnus maccoyii (southern bluefin tuna), 1730 nucleotides. RefSeq names its product U6 snRNA biogenesis 1 (gene usb1). Gene Ontology annotation, cellular component: nucleus. The transcript has 7 exons. Gene Ontology annotation, biological process: U6 snRNA 3'-end processing. Lineage: Eukaryota; Metazoa; Chordata; Actinopteri; Scombriformes; Scombridae. The coding region runs from base 431 to 1267 and encodes 278 amino acids. The record is from RefSeq and is a predicted model, not a curated record. Gene Ontology annotation, molecular function: 3'-5'-RNA exonuclease activity.